Molecule: messenger RNA, 2163 nt
Organism: Mizuhopecten yessoensis (Yesso scallop)
Lineage: Eukaryota; Metazoa; Mollusca; Bivalvia; Pectinida; Pectinidae
Exons: 9
Coding region: 1129-2082 (317 amino acids)
Molecular function (GO): DNA binding
Source: RefSeq, a predicted model, not a curated record
AUCAUCAGGCCGAAUAAAAGUACAAACACGACACAUUUAUUUAGAUAAAUUUUUAUUACAAAUCGAGUAAUAAGCAAACACAUUUCAACAGGCAGACGAAGUAAGUUACAAACACGGCUUAUUACGUAAGCACAACAGGUAAAGAAUGUCCAUGUACGGAAGAAUUUCAGUAGCCAUUUCAGUGUGAAACUGAUGUCUAAAGGUUAAGAAAUGCCGCGACAAGAGCUGACGCUUGCAGCCUACAGGAGGUGUGAAACCGCCUGCUGCUGUCUAGCACUGGUGUGGAGCUCGCGCGCGGAUCAAUGAACACAGGUAAAAUCUUAAUGCUGACUUUAAUCCGAUUAUGCUGACUUUUAUCGGACCGUGCUGACUUUUAAAUAAAAAUGCUGACUUUAAUCCGACCGUGCUGACCUUAAAACGACAAUGCUGAGUAUAACCUAACCAUGGUAAUUUAAAGUGAACUUAAGUAAAAAGUCAGCAUGGUUGGGUUAUACUACCGUGAUACAAGGAUAGUCAGAAUUUUGUAGUCACUAGUGCUAUAGUUAAACGACGAGGAUUCCGAAUGAAAAAAUCGAAUUUAAAAAGCACCUUUUUUAUUGGUGCAGAUUUAACUAAUAUUAUUUAUAAACCCAAACUAUCUUUAUUUAGCUGAUAGAAAGUACUUAAAGGAAAAGUUGUCUGGCCCUAGACCAAUUCCCCCCAAAAAGAAGGAAUCUAAUCUGCAGAAAACAGACGAGGGAGGCAAUCCACAACAUGUGGAAAAGAAAAGAAAAUGCAAAACAACUGGAAAUUAUUGAAGACACAAGGUAUUCUGAUAUUGAUGACACAGACUCUUAGGCCCAGCAGGAAAAUGAAAUAGAUGAAACAUCUGUCAAGAGACCUCAACAGAAGAAAAUUGAAAAGAAAAAAAGGAAACUAGAGAAGGAGGAGACCCAGAUUUCAGAAGAGGCAAAGCAACUGAAAAAAGAAAUAAACAAAAAGAAAGCCGAGAAAAUUAAAGAGAGAGAAAAGGUCACUCAGGCUGUGGCAAAUGAUAUACUACCAGUUCAAGAGAACAGCUGCCAAGACUGCAGGGAGAUUAAAGAAGACGUAAAAAUAAUAGAGGAGAAUGUGAAAAACAUAUUUGACAUGCUGCAGCAUUUAGUUGACUGCAGACCUUGUUUGAAGAAAAGCUACAAGAAAAUAUCGGGGAAGACCAAACAGGAUCAAAGUGCAAGUCUGGAAUCGGCACUAGUCAGCCCAUCAUUAUAUAUUGACAUGCCCUCUGCACUAAAUGCAACACCAGCAACACUGAGAGCCUCCACAUCUUCUUGUGCUAGUCCGGUUGUGUUGAGCAACUUGCCGGAUGCUCAACUGCUACUCAGCACACCAAGAGCCGCAACGUCCUCUCUGGCCAGUCCAGUUGUUUCAGAAAACUUGCUUGAUGCUCAACCGCUACUCAUCAGUACCCAAAGAGCUGCCUCUACAUCUUCUUGUGCUAAUCCAGUUGUGUUUAGCAACAGGCAAGAUGCAUUACCUCUACUCAGCACACCAAGAUCAUCAAAGUCUGCUGGUGCCAGUCCUGUGUUGAGCAACAGACCAUGCAUACCGGAUGCGUUACUUGGCACGCCAAGAGCUGCAACAUCUCCAAGCUGCCCAAAUGUAGCUCUAUCUAUAGGCCUUCUUAGCCCAUCAGGGCUCAAAUAUGGAGCAGAUAAUGACUGCUGUGGUGAGACUGAUGGUGAUACAGGUCUUUCCUUUCUUGGCAAUGCCAAAUAUGGUGUUAAAAUUUCUAGCUCGGUGUUGGCUAGAAUUUGCAAACUGAGCAAAACACCUGAGAAAUUGGCAUUGAAUCUGAUACCUGUCAUCCUGACAAAAGAGGAGAUAGAAAGUGUUACUGUUUAUGGCAAUAGGCAGUUCUAUAAAGAGCCUAUGGACAACAGGAAGCGGGAAGCCAUAAAAAGUUGUAUCUUCGAAGUUUUCCCACGAAAUGACAUGGAAAAAAAAGAAGGAUGGGAGAAGAUUGUCACCAUCAUAAAUGACAAGAUUCGUGGCUUGAAGAAGGGCAAAUACAAGAGUGCCUUCGAACAAUUGUUAAUUUGAACAUGUUUGUUGACCCUGCAUCCGUCGUCUGUCCGUCGUCUGUCCGUCGUCCGUCCUUAAACAAUUCUUGUUAUCGGUAUU